This is a messenger RNA of Sporisorium graminicola, 1761 nucleotides long. RefSeq lists its product as uncharacterized. The coding region runs from base 1 to 1761 and encodes 586 amino acids. Lineage: Eukaryota; Fungi; Basidiomycota; Ustilaginomycetes; Ustilaginales; Ustilaginaceae. The transcript is spliced from 2 exons. Gene Ontology annotation, biological process: L-glutamate catabolic process. Gene Ontology annotation, cellular component: cytosol. Gene Ontology annotation, molecular function: pyridoxal phosphate binding; glutamate decarboxylase activity. The record is from RefSeq and is a predicted model, not a curated record.
AUGUCUCUGAGUAAGCACAUCGACCCCGAGGAGCUCAUCGAGCAGGCUGCCGACCACCCUAUUCUCGGUCUACUCGAGCACCCUGCUGGCAAGAAUGUUCGCGCUUACCACCGCGGUGCCCACGCUGGCCGAUACAACACCGAGCCCAUCCCCAAGUACCAGAUCCCCCAAAAGGGUCUGGAUGCCACUGCGACCUACCAGCUGCUCAACUCGGACCUCAGCCUCGACGGCAAGCCCACGCUCAACCUCGCCUCGUUCGUGCACACCUGGAUGCCCGAUGAAGCCACAAAGCUCAUGACUGAGACCAUGAUGAUCAACAUGUGCGACCAAGACGAGUACCCCGCCACCAUGGCCAUGCACGCGCGUUGCGUUUCCAUGCUCGCCGACCUCUGGAAGGCGCCCACCGAGAAGGACGAGAACGGCAAGCGCAAGCCCGCCAUGGGUGUUGCUACCACCGGCUCUUCGGAAGCCAUCAUGCUCGCCUGCCUCGCCGCCAAAAAGCGAUGGCAGCACAAGAUGAAGGCGCAGGGCAAGUCGUUCAAGGAGCCCGGUCCUAACAUGGUGUUUGGCUCCAACGCCCAGGUGGCCAUCGAGAAGUUUGCGCGCUACUUUGACGUCGAAGAGCGUCUGGUGCCCGUCAGCCACGAAUCGCGCUACUGCCUCGACAUCAACAAGGCCAUCGAGAUGGUCGAUGAAAACACCAUUGCCGUCGUUGUGAUUCUCGGCUCCACCUACACGGGCCACUACGAAGACGUCGAAGGCAUGAGCAAGUUGCUCGACGAAUACGAGAAGAAGACGGGCAUCGAUAUCCCCAUCCAUGUAGACGGUGCCUCGGGCGCCAUGGUUGCUCCCUUUGCCACGCCCGAUCUCAAGUGGUCGUUCGAACUGCCCCGUGUCAAGAGCAUCAACACGUCGGGACACAAGUUUGGCAUGGUCUACCCCGGUCUCGGCUGGGUUCUGUUCCGAGACAACGAACAGGUGCCCAAGGAGCUCGUUUUCGAGUUGCACUACCUCGGCUCGGUCGAGUACUCGUUCGGCCUCAACUUCUCCCGUCCCGCUCACCCGGUCAUCGGCCAGCUGUUCAACUUUAUCAACCUCGGCUUCGACGGAUACCGCCGCGUGAUGCAGUCAGAUCUGCAGAACGCUCGUCUGCUCUCGCGCGCUCUCGAAAAAUCGGGACUGUACGAGGUUCUGUCCGAGGUUCACAAGCCUCUGCCGGCUCCUUCUGCUGCCGCUGGCGGCGCCGCGGAGCUCAUCAAGGAGGCUGGUGCCAAGCUGACGGGCAAGGACAAGCACCACCACGCCUUCGACGAGACCUCGGCCGAAUUCUACCGCCCCGGUCUGCCUGUCGUGUCGUUCCGCUGGUCCAAGGCGUUCCGCGAACGCAACCCGCAGCUGGAACAGCGCUGGAUCCAGACGCUCCUGCGUGCCAAGGGCUGGAUCGUGCCCAACUACAACCUCUCGCCCGACCUCGAGGACAUCGACAUCCUGCGUGUCGUCGUGCGCGAAAACUUGAGCGAGAGCAUGAUCGAACAGCUGGUGUACGACAUUGUCACCGUCACCGAGAGCUUGGAGAAGCAGAGCAAAGACGGCGGCUUCAGGCACUUGGCCGAGGUGACGAGCUCGCACCACAAGGAUACCACCAGCGGCAAGGACGCCAGCAAGUCGACGGGCCACCAGAAUGCGGCUCACGACAAGCACCGUGGUGGUCUGCCUAAGGGGUCCGGUGUUAAGGCUAAGGGGUAUGCUAAGCAGUGCUGA